Molecule: messenger RNA, 1359 nt
Organism: Mycena indigotica
Lineage: Eukaryota; Fungi; Basidiomycota; Agaricomycetes; Agaricales; Mycenaceae
Product: BZIP domain-containing protein
Exons: 5
Coding region: 1-1359 (452 amino acids)
Biological process (GO): carbohydrate metabolic process
Cellular component (GO): intracellular anatomical structure
Source: RefSeq, a predicted model, not a curated record
AUGCAGUCAGCGUCAGCAACAAGCUAUCUCCGUGAGGUAGAGAUAGGGCACAAGGAAAACUUGAAUCGGGGAGAACACGAGUGUGAGGAGGGAUUAGGAGGAAAUGAGAACCGGAAUCCGGAGCGAGAAAACGCGUCGCUAUUCCCCCCCAAGCGUCCCAGCUUGAGAGAACGACUGCAAGCGGAAGACACCCAUCUCCUCGGCAACACAGCCGAUUUGACCACACUGUUCGUGAGUGAGGUUUCCGGGGUAUGCAUAACUCCCGACAGCCUCCAUGAGGCUGUACGUGGAACUGGCGAUGUGAAUGGCCUGUACCACCUUGCCAUAUCGAUCCAACACGUAUUAGAUCAAAGGUAUCCGACCCCUGGCUAUCGGCAGCCAACAGAGGAUUCGAGUGGUAAACCAGUGAAAGAGCCGGUGCCAGACCGUCGUUUGGUUCAAGACACUAUGGAGCGCUUACUUGUGGAGAUCGGCAGCGCUCUUUACGACCGAGUUGGUGGCCCUAUUCUCCUCCCAAUCGACCCACGACGUCAUAACAACGUGGGUGGGUUGGUGCGCAGCGCGAAGCGCAUGGUGGCCAUGCUGACUGCCAAAGGCAUCGACAAAAAACAGGUUAUCGUCAGCAUCGUCGCAACUGAGGACGGAGUCAAGGCCAUACAGGUCCUUGCUGCGGCCCGAAUCAACACAAAUCUCAUCCUCGUGUCUGGACUGAGGCAUGCGAUGAUAUGUGUCGAAGCUGGCCCGGCGGCAAUUUCGAUCGCGGUUCGACCACUCUUACAAGCCCGAGAGAAGCGACAAAAACAGACCUUUCCCAACCUCUUGACUCAUCCUGGCAUCACAGAUAUUCUGGCUAUUAUCGAGUACUUCAAACGGCACAAAAUCGCGACAAGGAUAUUAGGGACCGACUUUGAGGAGCUGGCUGAGCUGGCAAUUCUUUCUGGGUUUGACGCCGUUUUUCUGAGCGCAGUUCAGUUGGAAGAUGUCCGCUGGCGAAGCGACCCUCAGUUCCCGACAAUGGCCUUACGAAAACUGCAUGAAAUGGCCGUCUUCAGGGCGCUUAACGGCGAAUACCCCUGCAAGGUCCUUGCCAACAUCCAACCCGGCACCGGAGGCUUCUUGCGGACUCUCUCGCCAGCGACACGAGAAGAGAUUUUCGACACGCUCUACCCAGAGAUGUACAGAAUGCAAGAUGUGAUGAACGCGGUCGAGGCCAUUGUGUACAAGGCGUUAGGAAGGCAGGUCGCGUUGCGGACGCUUAGCAUGGAUGCGCUGUGCGAUUUAUGGGAGCGGAAAGCCAGGAGGGAGGAGCCGCUGGGAAAUAGGGAGAAGAUUAAUCAUGACUCGGAGGAGUGCUUGUAA